UGUGCUGGCGAUUCUCCUCCUCCCCCUCCGCCCCCCCCUCCUGAGCCUGUGGCCCCGCCGGAGCCAGAGGAGGAGAUUCUGGGCUCUGAUGAUGAAGAGCAGGAGGAUCCAGCCGACUACUGCAAAGGAGGUUACCAUCCCGUGAAGAUCGGCAACCUGUUUAACGGCAGAUACCAUGUCAUCCGCAAGCUGGGCUGGGGUCACUUCUCCACCGUCUGGCUGUGCUGGGAUAUUCAAGCGAAGCGUUUUGUUGCGAUGAAGGUCGUAAAGAGUGCACAGCACUACACAGAGACGGCACUGGAUGAAAUUAAAUUACUCAGAUGUGUGCGUGAGACUGAUCCUGAUGAUCCUAAUAAGGACAUGGUUGUUCAACUCAUAGACGACUUCAAGAUCUCAGGGGUGAACGGGAUUCACGUGUGCAUGGUGUUUGAAGUUCUUGGUCAUCAUUUGCUCAAGUGGAUCAUCAAGUCAAAUUAUCAGGGUUUGCCGUUACCCUGCGUCAAGAGCAUCAUUAGACAGGUUCUGCAGGGCCUCGAUUACCUUCACAGUAAGUGUAAGAUCAUCCACACGGACAUCAAACCGGAGAACAUCCUCAUGUGUGUGGACGAGGCUUUCGUGCGCAGGAUGGCGGUGGAGGCCACCGAGUGGCAGAAAGCCGGAGCACCGCCGCCGUCUGGAUCCGCUAUCAGCACGGCUCCUCAACUCAAACAGGUGGGGAAGAUAUCCAGAAAUAAAAAGAAGAAGCUGAAGAAGAAGCAGAAGCGGCAGGCAGAGCUGCUGGAGAGACGCAUGCUGGAGAUCGAAGCUCUGGAGCGAGAGGUGGAGAAGCAGAGAGCCGGCGGAGCGUCGGAUGCCGCACACGGUCCCAGUCUGGCUCUGGCGGACAGCGAGGAAGAUGAAGAGGAUGAUGAGGAUGCAGAUGAGGACGAGGAGGCCGAGGGAAAGAAGGAGCGGCCAGUCAGACUCACCAACCACACAUGUGCGGAGCCUGAUCAGGAUCAGCAGGAAAUAGAGGAGAACAAGGAAGGCUGUGACGUCCUUCCCACCGCCGACUGUCCCACUCCCACUGAAGAAGAGUCACAUGCGUGCGCACACUCUCCACCUGAGCGACAGGACGCUCCUGAGAACGAGUGUGAAAACUCAAAAGAACAGGAAGAGCAGGAUGGAAAUGAAGACGUGAGAGAGGAAGAGGACGAUAAAGAGGAGGAAGAGGAGACGGAAGCGACACCCUCACAGAGCACCGAGGACGAGCCGAAGACACACGAGUGUCCGAACGAGGAAGAAGCAGAUCCACCGAAAGUGACAAUAGAGAGACAAGAAGAUGAGGAGGAGGAGGAGGAGGAUGAAUACGAAGAUGAAGAAUAUGAUGAGGAGGAGGAGGAGGAGGAGGCAGAUGAUGAAGGCCAGGAACAUUCCAGGAAGGACCACAAUGACGCCUCUAAAACGAACGGUCACGUGAUCAUGUGUGCGCAGGAGCGUCUGUCGCCCAGCGUGCCGCUGUCCUCGCCUCUCCUCUGCCCUCUGGUGGAGUCGGAGAUCAGCACGACUGACCGCGAUGCUUCCGAUGCCUCGUACGAGCUUCACAAUGGAGAAACCGGACUGACGAACGGAGCACGGCACCGUGGCACCAUGCCACGCUUCCCCGAGCUUCCUCUGGAUCCCAAACCGGACGACUGUGAGCACGACGAGGCCCAGGCGCUCAGCGGCAACACUGACCGCAGCCGAACAGUGUCGUCAUCCAGCACUGGAGACACGCCGAAAGCGAGGGUCAGUGCGGCUGAUCUGCUGGUGAAUCCUCUGGAUCCGAGGAAUGCAGACGUUCUGAGAGUCAAAAUCGCUGAUCUGGGCAAUGCAUGCUGGGUGCACAAACACUUUACGGAGGACAUCCAGACGCGGCAGUACCGCUCCAUCGAGGUGCUGAUCGGAGCGGGAUACAGCACACCCGCUGAUAUAUGGAGCACGGCCUGCAUGGCGUUUGAGUUGGCCACUGGUGACUAUCUGUUUGAGCCGCACUCUGGUGAAGACUACUCUCGUGAUGAAGAUCAUAUAGCUCACAUCAUAGAGCUUCUUGGCUGCAUUCCUCGACACUUUGCUCUUUCUGGAAAAUAUUCCCGGGAAUUCUUCAACCGGAGAGACCACAUCGCUCUGAUUAUGGAGUUACUGGGAAAAAUCCCCCGCAAGAUCAUCGCAGCCAGAAAAUACAGCUGUGAGUUCUUCUCAAAGAAAGGUGAGCUGAGGCACAUCACCAAGCUCAAGCCCUGGUCUCUGUUUGACGUGCUGGUGGAGAAAUACGGCUGGUCAGCUGAGGACGCCGGUCACUUCACACACUUCCUGCUGCCCAUGCUGGAGUUGGUGCCGGAGAAACGGGCCUCCGCCUCAGAAUGCCUCAACCACCCCUGGCUGAACUCGUAGCACUUUGGUCCCUCAGACUCAUCAACCCCUGCGGCCCGGUCCUGAACUGCAGCCGCCGUCAUCAGAGAGAAAGAACCAGAGAGAGGAGGCUGUCAGGGGCGCGGGUGGCUUCAGCGCACACACACACACGGGAGAAAGGAGAUGUCUUCAUCUCUCAUCUGAGAGACGAAGCUUCAUUCACCGUCUUCCUCAACAGAACUGACACAUUUUACAGGCUGAAAACAGAACAUGAGAUUGUUUCACAUUAUGCCUUCAGCCAAACUCUCGUGAAUGCACUAGUAAAACAAGCAUUUAUAAGCUCACACAGAGAUUAAUAUAUUAUGUCUAUGGUAUACUGAUUCGUCUCGAUGACUGCGAAUAUCACUGACGCAGCUUGUGUGUUUUGUGUGAGCAACACGAACUGCUAGUUGAUGUUUCUGUCAAGAAGCCCACCUGAAUCCCUGAAGCCCCGCCUCUUUCACCCCACCAUCCAAUCAGGUUGUGCAACGGAGCUGUUUACAACCCUCAUCUCUCUCUCUCUCUCUCUUACACACACACACUGCCCUGGGAAAUAUGAAUCUAGAAGACAAAGAGACGUGGAGAGCAAACGGAUGGUCGCGCCGUUGGCUGUUCCCCGUCUGGUUUAAUGUUUUUAUUUGAAGCUUCGAUUCUCGAUUCCGACGACAACAUUCCUGAUUCUCCAGCGGUGCGACGCGCUCGCUUACUCCUUCUCUGCACUUUCUCCGGCAGGACGGGCGUCUCGCUCCGGGGCUUUAGUUUAAUGAGGCUGCACUUGUGUUCGUACUUUUUGUUCAGGGAAACUUACCGAUGUACAGAGAUCCAGCAAACUGUCCAAAACCUCGCAACUGCUUGAGCGCAAGAUAAACAUACUGCUGUUAGGAGACGGUUGUCAUGGAGACGUGCUGCAGCUGUUUCUGGCCUCAUGCUGCUCGAAAUACAUCAUCAUCAUCAUAACCCUAACCCUAACACAGUUAGUCCAGUUGCCUAUUUUCGCAAUAAAAGUAGAUGGUGAAAUAUUUUUAAAAAUAUUUAAAUUCAUUUAAAAA
Molecule: messenger RNA, 3458 nt
Organism: Sinocyclocheilus anshuiensis
Lineage: Eukaryota; Metazoa; Chordata; Actinopteri; Cypriniformes; Cyprinidae
Product: SRSF protein kinase 3-like
Exons: 15
Biological process (GO): spliceosomal complex assembly; intracellular signal transduction; peptidyl-serine phosphorylation
Cellular component (GO): cytoplasm; nucleus
Molecular function (GO): protein serine/threonine kinase activity; ATP binding
Source: RefSeq, a predicted model, not a curated record